GGUCAACAAUCAAUCAAUCCGUAGCGGCAAUGAAUUCCACAUUCCCGUCUCCCUCUCGAAUAAUCUAUAUAAAGCGGAGUCGAUUAUUCCACCUACUUCGUCACAGUUCACACCAUCGAUCCAUCAAGCUAGUGAUCAGCAAGGGUAGCCAGCAACGAUGGCGCUCGCGAGGUGGAGGGCAGCAGCCUCCGUCAUGGCCCUGGCGGCCAUCGUGAUCGGGCAGGCGGCGGCGGCGGGGAACAAGACCGGCCAGGUGACCGUGUUCUGGGGCCGGAACAAGGACGAGGGCACGCUCCGCGAGGCCUGCGACUCCGACCUCUACACCAUGGUCAUCAUCUCCUUCCUCGACGUGUACGGCCACGGCCGGUACCACCUGGAUCUCUCCGGCCACCCGCUCGCCGGCAUCGGCGACGACAUCAAGCACUGCCAGUACAAGGGCAUCCCGGUGUCGCUCUCCGUCGGCGGCUUCGGCUCCGGCUACUCGCUCCCGUCCAAGAAGGCGGCGCUGGACCUCUUCGACCACCUCUGGAACGCCUACUUCGGCGGGAACAAGCCCGGCGUCAGCCGCCCCUUCGGCGACGCGUGGCUCGACGGCGUGGACCUGUUCCUGGAGCGCGGCACGGCGGCGGACCGGUACGACGUGCUGGCGCUGGAGCUGGCCAAGCACAACAUCCGCGGCGGGCCCGGGAAGCCGCUGCACCUGACGGCGACGCCGCGGUGCGGGUUCCCGCCUGCGGGGUACCUGAAGCGGGCGGUGGACACGGGGAUCUUCGAGAGGGUCCACGUCAGGAUCUACGACGACCCCGACUGCGAGGCGUACUGGCACCGGGAGUGGGACGAGUGGGUCGCGGCGUACCCGGCGACGAGGUUCUACGUCGGGAUGACGGCGUCGGAGAUGACGCACGGGUGGGUCCACCCCAAGAACGUCUACUACGACGUCGCGCCGUCGGUGCAGAAGGCCGACAACUACGGCGGGUUCAUGAUCUGGGACCGAUACUACGACAAGCUCACCAACUACACCAGCAUCGUCAAGUACUACGCUUGACGAGCUUGUCCUGCAGUAUGAUCUGUCCAUCCAGCAUCCAUCCAUGAAGUGUUUGUGUGUAUGUGUGCGCUUGCCAGAAAGAAUAAAGGGAAGAAUAAACAGCUGAUUGUAUAUCCAUGAAGUGUUUGUGUGUAUGUGUGCAGUGUGCUUGAUGUCCGUGGGCCGAAAGUAAAGCCCAUCCACUUUCCAGUGCCUUUCCGGCCCAGUUUCCGAUCCACCCAUGCAUAAAACAACUAGAAGAGUGGCCCAAUGGAGAAGUUCUGGCCCGAGUGAAUAUCUAGAAAUGUAGAAAUUUUGCAUUUUAGAUUGUUCUAA
Messenger RNA from Setaria italica (foxtail millet), 1360 nucleotides. RefSeq names its product xylanase inhibitor protein 1. Gene Ontology annotation, biological process: carbohydrate metabolic process. Gene Ontology annotation, molecular function: chitinase activity. Lineage: Eukaryota; Viridiplantae; Streptophyta; Magnoliopsida; Poales; Poaceae. Bases 158 to 1045 code for a protein of 295 amino acids. Gene Ontology annotation, cellular component: extracellular region. The transcript has a single exon. The record is from RefSeq and is a predicted model, not a curated record.